CGUUUAGCUUGCUCACGGCUUAGUACAUGCACAAAAAAGCAAAACACACUCGUUUGUUUGUUUUUUUUGGGUCCCUUUGUUUUUAAAAAAAUCCUCCGUCCUCUUCAAUUCCGUUACCGUCACCGUCCACCAUCCGUUUCUCUCCUCCUCCUCAUUAACUCGCCGUAGUUAACGGUAUGAAGGACGCCGUCAACGAUUCCUUUUCGCCGGGAUCUUCUCGUCCUUCCCCGUCGACGCUAUCCCGAGAAGAUUACUGGAGCGAGGAAGCGACCUUCACGCUCAUCCAAGCCUGGGGCCGCCGCUACGUCGACCUCGGCCGAGGCAGCCUCCGUCAGAAACACUGGCAGGAGGUCGCCAACGCCGUCAACGACCGCCACUUCAACACCGGGCGCCACGUCUCCGCCGCGAAAUCGCAGCCGUACCGCACCGACGUGCAGUGCAAAAACCGAAUCGACACGCUGAAGAAGAAGUACAAGGCCGAGAAGGCUAGGGUUUCGGAAUCGCGCGUCAGCGCGUGGCCUUUCUUCUCCGAUCUCGACGAGCUUCUCCGGGAAACGUUCCCGGCGUCGUCUGGCGCGGCUCCUGAUAACAACCAGAGACCGUCUCAUUCGCUGCCGAUGUCGAUCGUCCCGGUUCCCGUGGCUCCGAGAUCGGCGAUCUCGAGACGUCCGGCGCCGGCGAUUAUGUCUCUCGGCGGGGAUAAUCUGCUCGGAUUUCGCGGGAAUCUGAACGCGUUCGCGGCGGCGGCUGCUGCGGCGGCGUCUCCGGCGUAUGAGGAGGAUUCGGAUGGGUCGAGGUCGAGAUCGAGCGGAGGAGGGAACAGGAAGCGGGAGAGGGAGAGGGAGAGGGAGAGGGAGGGUUACAAGGAGGUAGCGGAAGCGAUAGAGAGGUUUGGGAAGAUAUACGAGAAGGUGGAGGAGAGGAAGAGGAAGGAGAUGGUUGAGUUGGAGAAGCAGAGGAUGCGUUUCGCUAAGGAGUUGGAGUGUCAUAGGAUGCAGCUCUUCACCGAGAUGCAGCUUCGUCUUCACAAGCUCAGGCGUUCCUCUGGCUCCGCCUCCAAUGGUGGUCCCACCACUUCUUCCGCUAACGCCGCUCUUGAGUAUGGGAUGAUGGAUUUCCCUAGCUACUUCUAAAGCAUCAGAGAGUUUGUGAUUAUAGCCAUUGAUGAAGAAGGAACAUGUCCGCUCAGCCCAGCACUAAGACUUACAAGGCAUUUCCAGUUUAGUGACUUUGUGUGAAGCAUUAUCCUCAGAUUAAUACAAUCAGAGCAUAUUUCAAAUAGGAAUAUAGGAAGUUACAGUAAGCACAAAAAGAAACAUUUAAAAUUUUAAUUGGAAAAAAUGGCUCUGUGAAACAAUUUGUUACAAGAGGAAA
Messenger RNA from Raphanus sativus (radish), 1374 nucleotides. Its product is annotated as trihelix transcription factor ENAP2. The record is from RefSeq and is a predicted model, not a curated record. NCBI's taxonomy places the organism in Eukaryota, Viridiplantae, Streptophyta, Magnoliopsida, Brassicales, Brassicaceae. Bases 177 to 1133 code for a protein of 318 amino acids. Gene Ontology annotation, cellular component: nucleus. The transcript is spliced from 3 exons. Gene Ontology annotation, molecular function: transcription cis-regulatory region binding.